AGUGAAGCAAUUAGGCAUCGGUCCGAGUGCGUGAAAGUCUUUGAAAUAAACAAAUCCGAGUUUUGAGUGAAUUUCACGGAACUUAUUCAUCGGUUUAGCGAAAGCCUGUCAACCAUGACCGGGGAAUUACCAAAAUUUUUACGCAUUUCACUCACAAUUGUAGCAAAUGACGCAUUUACAAUAAAUUACCCUAAUCCAAACUAAAUAAAUAGUAAAUAAUACAAAUAUUACAACAAAAGUUUCUGGUGUUUUGAUUCUGGAAGCCAAUGAGUCAACUUUUAGAUAACUCAUUAUUUAAACGUGUAAUUUGUAUUGCAUAAGUGAGACACUAGUCAGUAGUGCUAUAUUUUAGAUGUCUCCCUUUGCUGCAUUCACAGACUAUUACAACAGACCUACCGCAAGACCACGAGCAAGACCACACAUCAGUGAUACAUCUACCAGAAAUCAAUAUUCAGAAACCACAAAUGAAACAAUUGCGCAAAUGCACUUAGAGGCAAGAAGCUCAAGCAGUCGACAACAAGGAGAAGACACUCCAAUUGUGUAUCCUGAAAAACCGACUUGCGACCACGGCCUAUGCUACAACGUUGCCGGUUACCCAAAAGAACAAAUUAAAAAAAUCCUAAGUAGAUCUCACGACAUGAACGGAUAUUUUGAAACAAGUGAAGAAGUCGUAAAUUUAGAUAAUAGAUUUAAUACAGACGAAAUGUCACUGUGUGAAACAACAGUUCAUACAAUCUAUCCYGAGAAAGCCAACAAUACUAAGAAAGUGGAAAAGGUGAUUGUCAAUGUGGAAGGGCACAAACAAGGAAUUGUAUUUGAAACGUGCGUGAAUAAUGGAAAAUGUAAAUUCAGCAGCAAUUUUCCGACAGGGUACACCUCUUAUUGUAAGCAAAAGUAUAUCCACAAGAGAUUGAUGGUUUUAGGGGACGACGACAAGUUCGUGUUUGACCUAUUCGAAGUUCCGUCGUGUUGUGUUUGUACAGUUAGCAGAACUAAUUAAAAAUCAUAUUUAUACAAGAUUAUAUGUAGUGUAGCUAUCAGCUGAGCUGCGUAUUUAUAUUAAAUUGCCGUUUAGCACUGCAACAGAAUUUCCUUUAAAAUUAAUGUGAUAAUUGUUUUGUAUAAUUAAUUACAGAAAAUUUACAAAAUGUGUGUUAAGUAAAUGUAUUUAUUCUCAACUGUUGUAAAAACAAUAAAGCGCUAGUAAUAAACCUA
Messenger RNA from Tribolium madens (black flour beetle), 1215 nucleotides. Its product is annotated as protein spaetzle-like. The transcript has 4 exons. Gene Ontology annotation, biological process: central nervous system formation; regulation of Toll signaling pathway; innate immune response. Gene Ontology annotation, cellular component: extracellular region. The record is from RefSeq and is a predicted model, not a curated record. Gene Ontology annotation, molecular function: growth factor activity; Toll binding. The coding region runs from base 353 to 1000 and encodes 215 amino acids. NCBI's taxonomy places the organism in Eukaryota, Metazoa, Arthropoda, Insecta, Coleoptera, Tenebrionidae.